Molecule: messenger RNA, 564 nt
Organism: Entrophospora sp. SA101
Lineage: Eukaryota; Fungi; Glomeromycota; Glomeromycetes; Entrophosporales; Entrophosporaceae
Source: the annotation of a GenBank genome assembly
AUGAAGGAGGAUAAGGGCGUGGAUGAUAUUAGAAUUGGUGGUGGUGAUGUUAGAACUCGCGACGAUAAAAAAAUUCCUGCCGCUGCUGCGGUUGAUAGAAGAAAAUAUUUUGAUGAUAUUGAUAAAAGAUUUGACGGUAGAGGUAGUGGAUAUGAUAGAAAAUAUGAUGGUGGUAGAAGAAUAGGUGAUAAAACAUACGAUGAUAAAAGUCACCAUGAUGAUAGAAGCGAUGAAUAUGAUAGAAGAUAUGAUGGUGAUAGAAGAAUGGGUGGUAAAACAUACGAUGAUAAAAGUCGUGAUGAUAGAAGUGGUAGAAGAUAUGAUGGUGAUAGAAGAACGGGUGAUAAAACAUACGAUGAUAAAAGUCGUGAUGAUAAAGAUGGUAAAAGAUAUGACGAUGAUGGAAGAAUUAGUGAUAAAACAUACAAUGAUAGAAGUCGUAACGAUAGAGGUGGUGGAUAUGAUAGAAGAUAUGAUGGUGAUAGAAGAAUUGGUGAUAGAAAAUACGAUGAUAGAAGUCAUCGUGAUGAUAGAAGACAUUAUAAUUUGACGAAAAAUUACUAA